Molecule: messenger RNA, 1716 nt
Organism: Penicillium waksmanii
Lineage: Eukaryota; Fungi; Ascomycota; Eurotiomycetes; Eurotiales; Aspergillaceae
Product: L-glutamate gamma-semialdehyde dehydrogenase
Exons: 3
Coding region: 1-1716 (571 amino acids)
Cellular component (GO): mitochondrial matrix
Molecular function (GO): L-glutamate gamma-semialdehyde dehydrogenase (NAD+) activity
Source: RefSeq, a predicted model, not a curated record
AUGCGACCUACAACGAUUACUCGAGUUGCUGGCCUCAACAGGCUAAAGGCUUGCGCUCGCAAUGGAGCUGGUCGUAGGUACCUGACCAUGCUGAAUCCGCCGAAAUUUGAAAACGAAAAGAUGUUUGAUUACGCCAAAGGGUCACCGGAAAGAGCAUUGCUCACCAAGACCAUUCAGCAACUCAAGAGUGAAUUCCCAGUCACCAUUCCCCUCAAGAUCAAUGGCACCGAGAUCGAAACAAAAGAGUCCCGAACUCAAUUAAACCCUUCGAAGCACAGUGAGAUUAUUGCCAACUACGCAUCUGCCACGCCCGAGCAAGUCAAUGCGUCCAUUGAUGCUGCGAUCAAAGCUAAGCCCGCUUGGGAGGCUACGCCAUUUGAAGACCGCGCAGCAAUCUUCCUGCGUGCUUCCGAGUUGGUAACUGGGAAAUACCGCUCCGAGAUAGUCGCGGCGACCAUGCUUGGCCAAGGCAAGAAUAUCUGGCAAGCUGAGAUUGAUGCCGCUGCGGAGACGGCUGAUUUCUUCCGUCACUACAUACACGAGGCCUGGGCAUUAUUUGCCCAGCAGCCAAAGGUCCAUCUUGAUGGACACUGGAAUAAGAUGGAGUAUCGCCCUCUGGAAGGCUUCACCUACGCAAUUGCUCCUUUCAACUUCACCGCGCUUGGAGCUACAUUGAUCGGCCCCGCUGCCCUGCUUGGUAACGUGGUUAUCUGGAAGCCCUCAGAUUCCGCACUGCAUGCUAGCUGGCUGCUUCAUAAGAUCUUGAUUGAAGCUGGUCUUCCCAAAGAUGUUAUCCAGUUCCUUCCCGGCGAUGCCGAAGAAGUCACCAACACUGUUCUCAAGCGGCCCGAGUUCGGAGCAUUGACCUUUAUCGGUGCUACCGCCACAUUUAAAGGCAUUCAGAAGAAGAUUGGCGACGGUGUCGGUCAGGGCAUCUAUAAUUCCUACCCGCGAGUUGUCGGUGAAACCGGCGGCAAGAACUGGGGUGUUGUUCAUCCCUCCGCAGACGUGCGAAGCGCAGCUUUGAACACAAUCAGGGCCGCUUUCGAAUAUCAAGGCCAGAAGUGCUCCGCAAACUCACGCGUGUAUGUCGCAGAGUCUGUGUGGCCCGAAUUCCAAAAGGUCCUGGCCGAAGAAACUGCCGCCUUGAAGGUGGGAAAUGUCGAAAACUACGGGAACUUUGUCAACCCCGUCAUCCACGAGCGUUCGUUCGACAAGCUGAGCGGAUUUAUUGAAAAAGCCAAGACGGAUUCCGAAUUGGAGUUGGUUGUCGGCGGCAAAGCGUCCAAGGAAGAAGGAUAUUACGUGCACCCUACCGUGUAUCGCACCUCCAACCCUCGCCACGAUAUCAUGUCACAAGAGCUAUUUGGACCGAUCUUGGGUGUUUAUGUUUAUCCAGAUGCCGAGUGGGAACAAACCUUGAAACUCAUUGAUACUACUUCGCGAUACGGCCUUACGGGAAGUAUUUUCGCCAAGGAUCCAUAUGCUAGCCGUCAGGCUCAGACGAGCCUUAAACAUGCCGCUGGUAUGCUUUAUUUGAACACCAAGUGCACUGGAUCAACCGUCGCCCAGCAGCCCUUUGGUGGUAGCCGAGAUUCUGGCACUAAUGACAAGACUGGAACCAUGGCUCAUCUUCAGAGGUUUGUUAGCACUCGGACUAUCAAGGAGGAGUUUGUCCCUCUGGGAAAAGUAACCUAUCCCUCAAACGAGGUAUAG